Triticum turgidum subsp. durum (durum wheat) is the source of this 705-nucleotide messenger RNA. The record is from the annotation of a GenBank genome assembly. Lineage: Eukaryota; Viridiplantae; Streptophyta; Magnoliopsida; Poales; Poaceae.
AUGCAAGCAGCUGCGCGGAGGGGCGUGGCGGCGGCGGCCGCCGCGUCGGCGUCGGCGUCCUUCCACUCCACCGCCGCGGCGCUCUCCAAAUCCACGCCUCGUAUCCGGUUCAACGUCCGGGAAAAGCGCACCGACGCGAAGAAUGCCCUCAAGAACGUUCUACUUAACGGCGGUCCCUCCCAGGAAAGAUGUAAUAAGCAAACGAGGCAGCAGAAAGCUGGUGGCAAAUCGAAAGUCCGCUCCGGUCCUGGAAGUAAUCCGUAUAGCAAAGGCAGAGGUGGGAUAGACUGGAGGAACUUUGAUGGUGAUGAUUCUAGUGAUAGCCCUUACGGGAGCUUUGGCGGCAAGACAUCUUUUACGUGGUACUGGCCCGGGGAGGAGGAUGAUGAUGACCUUCCUAAUGGGUUCCAAUGGAGGGAGGAGCCUCGACCGAACAAAUCAAGGGAAAAAGUUUGGAACGAGAGUGAUGUGGAUGAGGAAGAGGCCCCUCGUCGUGACGAUCUAAAAAGCCAUAGAAUAUCCCUUGGCUUGCCAGUUUUGGGUCCCUUAAAGCUUGAUCAUAUCAAGUCCGCUUUUCGCGCGUCAGCUCUCAAGUGGCACCCGGACAAGCACCAAGGAUCUUCACAGGCUGAAGCAGAGGAUAAGUUCAGGCGCUGCGUCGAAGCGUACAACGCCUUGUCUGGUGCUUUCAAACGGAGUAGCUAA